AGGUGAUCUUGAUCUCGUCCGGUGAGGACCCUGUGACCAAGGCCCUGGCUGACAAUCUAUCCCAGAGGACAGGCUGCGAGGUCAGGCAGCUGGGCAAGGACAUCCAGGGUGAGGUCAAAGCCAUGAUGGAUGACAAGGAUCUGGACUGGAAGGAGGUUGCCUAUAUGGGUAAUGAUGCACCAGAUGUUGACUGUCUGAACCUUGCUGGGCUGAGUGCAGUACCCCGGGACGCCCCAGUGGUGGCGAUCAACGCUGCUAAAUACUCCUGCCACAGUGCUGCAGGCCUGGGGGCUGUGAGGGAGUUUUCUGAACACAUCCUGCUGCUCAAGAAGAAGGCCAAGUCUCAGAUGGAACAGGACCGCAUCCACAGAAAUACAUUCUAAACUCUAGAAUGUGUUCUAAAGUCACAGAAAUACAUUCUAAAAUCUAGAAUGUGUUCUAAAGUCACAGAAAUGCAUUCUAA
Molecule: messenger RNA, 463 nt
Organism: Oncorhynchus gorbuscha (pink salmon)
Lineage: Eukaryota; Metazoa; Chordata; Actinopteri; Salmoniformes; Salmonidae
Product: N-acylneuraminate cytidylyltransferase-like
Exons: 2
Coding region: 123-383 (86 amino acids)
Molecular function (GO): N-acylneuraminate cytidylyltransferase activity
Source: RefSeq, a predicted model, not a curated record